CUCAGAGAGAGACAGCAUCAAUUCCCCCCCUUACCGAAGCUGUGGGAUUCGGGCAGAGAGUAAGUGAGGGAGAGAGAGAGAGAGAGCGCUCAGUCCGUGGUCACAUCCUCUCUCUCUCUCUCUCUCUCCGCUCCUGCUCCUGCAGCGAGGGACCGGGGCUCACCAUGGCCAGCCUGUACCAGAGCACCGAGUCCUCCUCUCCCAACAAAUACCUCACCUUAAAAGACGUGCGGGAAGUCAAAGAGGAAACGACCAUCGAUGAAAAGCUUUUCCUGCUAGCCUGCGAGAAAGGAGACAAUUACAUGGUCAAAAAGCUGCUUGGUGAGAAAUUCAGUGAGCUGAAUAUAAAUUGUGUGGAUGUGCUGGGGAGGAAUGCUGUUACCAUAGCAAUUGAAAAUGAGAAUCUGGAUAUCCUGCAGGUUCUCUUGGAACGUGGAUGUCAGACUACGGACGCACUGCUGGUGGCGAUUAGUUCUGAGGUUGUUGGGGCUGUUGAUAUUCUUCUCAAUCAUCGUCCCAGGCGAUCGUCUAAACCAACUAUAGCAAAAUUAAUGCAAAGAAUUCAGAAUCCCGAAUACUCCACUACAAUGGAUGUGGCUCCUGUCAUCCUUGCUGCUCAUCGCAAUAACUAUGAGAUCCUGACCAUGUUGCUCAAACAGGACCUGUCACUGCCAAGACCACAUGCAGUAGGAUGUGAAUGCACACUGUGUAAUGCAAAGAACAAGAAGGAUAGCCUGCGCCAUUCUAGGUUCCGUCUUGACAUCUAUCGCUGCCUGUCUAGUCCAUCGCUGAUAAUGCUCACAGAGGAGGAUCCUAUCCUAAGGGCCUUUGAACUCAGUGCAGACCUGAAGGAACUGAGUCUUGUGGAGGUGGAAUUUAGGAAUGACUACGAAGAACUAGCACAGCAGUGUAAGACCUUUGCAAAAGAUCUCCUGGCGCAGGCCCGGAAUUCCCGUGAACUGGAGGUUAUCUUAAAUCACACGUCUAGUGAUGAACCGAUUGAUAAGAGAGGAUUGCUUGAGGAGAGGAUGAACCUAAGUCGACUUAAACUAGCGAUUAAGUACAACCAAAAGGAGUUUGUGGCUCAGUCCAAUUGCCAGCAGUUUCUGAACACAGUCUGGUUCGGCCAGAUGGCAGGCUAUAGACGGAAGCACACCUGUAAGAAGAUUCUGACUGUUCUGUCAGUUGCCACCCUGUGGCCAGUGUUGUCCCUUUGUUACCUACUAGCACCAAAGUCUCGAGUAGGACGAGUCAUUCACACUCCUUUUAUGAAAUUCAUAAUUCACAGUGCAUCAUAUUUCACUUUUCUACUGUUACUGAACUUGUACUCACUGGUGUACAAUGAAGACAAAAAAAACACGAUGGGCCCAGCGCUAGAGAUGAUCGACUACCUCCUGAUUAUAUGGAUAAUUGGAAUGGUGUGGUCAGAUGUGAAGAGACUGUGGUAUGAUGGACUUGAAGAUUUUAUGGAGGAAUCUCGAAAUCAACUCAGUUUUGUCAUGAACUCCUUGUAUUUAGCAACAUUUGCUCUCAAAGUUGUGGCUCAUAAUAAGUUUCAUGCAAUUGGAGACAGGAAGGAUUGGGAUGCUUUCCACCCCACUUUAGUGGCAGAGGGUCUGUUUGCUUUCGGCAACAUUCUCAGUUACCUACGGCUUUUCUUUGUGUACACGACUAGUUCCAUCCUGGGACCAUUGCAGAUUUCCAUGGGACAGAUGCUACAAGAUUUUGGGAAGUUCUUGGGAAUGUUUCUGCUUGUCCUGAUCUCUUUCACCAUUGGCCUUACUCAAUUGUAUGAUAAGGAGUUUUCGACAUUGGAAGGCAAGGACUGUUUGGGAAUCUCCUGCAAUCUGCCGAGCAAUGGCACCUUCCAUUCGUUUUUUGGGACUUGCUAUGCCUUGUUCUGGUACAUUUUCUCCCUGGCGCACAUGGCACUGUUUGUCACAAGGCUCAGUUACAUUGACAAUCUACAGUCUUUUGUUGGAGCACUAAUCAUUGGCACAUAUAACGUGGUGGUUGUGAUUGUCCUGACUAAACUACUGGUAGCCAUGUUACAUAAAAGCUUCCAGAUGAUAGCUAACCAUGAAGACAAGGAGUGGAAGUUUGCCCGUGCAAAGCUGUGGCUGAGCUAUUUUGAUGACAAAUGCACUUUACCCCCACCAUUUAAUAUCAUCCCUUCCCCCAAAACCAUUUGCUAUCUCUUCACGAGUCUCAAUAAAUGGAUCUGCUCUCAUACCAGUACUGGGAAGGUGAAACGUCAAAACAGCCUCAAAGAAUGGAAGACCCUCAAGCAUAAGCGAGAUCAAAAUUACCAAAAGGUAAUGUGUUGUUUGGUCCAUCGUUACCUUACUGCUAUGAGACAGAAGAUGCAUAGCACAGACCAGGCGACUGAAGAGAAUCUGAAUGAACUGCGCCAAGACCUCUCCAAAUUCCGCAAUGAAAUGAGAGACCUGCUUGGUUUCAGGACAGCAAAAUAUGCCAUGUUCUAUUCAAGGAACUGAAAAGCAUUCCAGGUUUUAUGGGACUACUUCCAUUGAAGUUUUGCUGAGAUAUAUAUGUGUUACAAUCAUAUUCUAAGUAUCACAUUUAGUGAAAGGGUUUCUUUGUCAUCAUCCAAUACUUGUCAAAUACUUAUUAUUUAAUCAAGAUUCUGUUUAAUGCAGUCUAUUUUUGGAAAUUCCGGAGCAGAAAUAUGCAGUUACAAUAUCUCUGCAGUUUCUAAUUUGUUGGAAUACUGCAACACAAAUAAUUGUGAAGAAUAUAUGAUUAAUAGAUACAGCCAUUUUUGUCAUUUAGGAAAAUGUUUCUAGUAUUUAUUUCCCUUAAAGAAACUUUGAAUUCUUGACUCUACUUUUUGAUUCAUCGGUAGUUAGACUGGACAUUCCAAGAAAUGCUUCAGUAACCCACAGGGCAGAUCGAAGAUAUGGGGGAUGAAAACAUGCAUUGUAUUGGUCAUGAACACAUUAACAAGUUCUUGACUUCUUAUGUAAGCUAUUUUAACAAAGUCAUCAGCUCAUUUGACAUAAACACGUUAACAUUUUUAUUGAAAUUGCAAAAAAAUUUCAAAUGAAUGUUUGGAAGCUUUCAAUAAAAAUCAAGCACCAAG
Messenger RNA from Carcharodon carcharias (great white shark), 3103 nucleotides. It is a transcript of the gene trpc1, whose product is annotated as transient receptor potential cation channel, subfamily C, member 1. NCBI's taxonomy places the organism in Eukaryota, Metazoa, Chordata, Chondrichthyes, Lamniformes, Lamnidae. The transcript is spliced from 13 exons. The coding region runs from base 165 to 2498 and encodes 777 amino acids. Gene Ontology annotation, molecular function: protein binding; store-operated calcium channel activity; inositol 1,4,5 trisphosphate binding. Gene Ontology annotation, biological process: manganese ion transport; calcium ion transmembrane transport; regulation of cytosolic calcium ion concentration. The record is from RefSeq and is a predicted model, not a curated record. Gene Ontology annotation, cellular component: cation channel complex; membrane.